AUGAGAUCGCAUUUCAUUACUAAGGUAACGAGGGAUAAGCUGUCAGGGCUGGUGGAGCCUUGUCAAGCCAGCGCGUGCGCUGCGUUCAAGGAAUGGGCUCGGCGUGCUGCUGCUAGAGAAGCCGAGGCGAAUCGUCUCUUCUCGCUCGAACCUGGACCUCCCUCGGCGCAAGUACCUGGUGGUGGCGCUGACCAGGGAGCAGAUGAGCAACGCCACCCACACCCAGUCUCACUCCCACCGCCACCCACCGCACUGCACACCUUCUUUCUCCCCUCUUUACCCUUGCAGGACUUCCCUCGGCGCAAGUACCUGGUGGUGGCGUUCACAAUGGAGCAGAUGAGCAACGCCACGCACACCCACACCCACACCCACUACCUGGUGGUGGCGUUGACCAUGGAGCAGAUGAGCAACGCCACCCACAACCACACCCUCCCACCGGACUCCACUCCUUCCAUCUCCCCUCUUUGCCCUCACAGGACUUCCCUCGGCGCAAGACUUCCCUCGGCGCAAGUACCUGGUGGUGGCGCUGACCAUGGAGCAGAUGAGCAACGCCACCCACACCCAGUCUCACUCCCACCGCCACCCACCGCACUGCACACCUUCUUUCUCCCCUCUUUACCCUUGCAGGACUUCCCUCGGCGCAAGUACCUGGUGGUGGCGCUGACCAUGGAGCAGAUGAGCAACGCCAGAACGCACCUGGCGGAGGCUGCUCGCGUGGCAGAGGAAUCCGGGCGCAUCCUCGUGCUGCCCAAGGUGGGCGGACUGCAGCCGUCUAUCAGUGGCCCGCCAAAUGCAGUGCGCUCCUACUGGGACCUCUCGCGCUUCUUUAAUCACCUGGACCCAUCAUCACACGUUACGCCCGUCAUCCCCUUUCCCCCCUCUUCUUCCCCCUUCCAGGCUGACUGCAGCCGUCUAUCAGUGGCUAGCGAGCAUGCCAUCUGCUCCUACUGGGACCUCUCGCGCUUCUUGAAGUGCGUUACCCAUCAUGCAUUACCCCCUUCUCCCUCUUUCUCCCCCUUUCCUCCCUUCCAGGCGGACUGCAGCCGUCUAUCAGUGGCCCGCCAGCACGCCGUGUGCUCCUACUGGGACCUCUCGCGCUUCUCCCGGGUGGAGUGGGUGUCCCCCGAGUUCUUCCUCCUCACUGCCCGUGCCGCCUUCCUCAACCCCUCCGUGGGAUUCGUGUGCGUCAAAACGGACUUUCUGCACCGGCCCUGCUUCAAGUUCCGGGAGCUAGUGGAGAUACUGAGGCAGAUUCUGACGUUCGCCAUGGGGCACGUGCCUGUGCCCAGCAACACCAUCGACGUCAAGAUGCCGCAGUCUAAGGACGUCUUUAAUAUGCUCCUCCACGCAUGGAGUGACAGGGACGUGGUGGUGUGGAUGAAAACCACAUACCAGCGCAUCCAGUACGUGCCACGCACAGACGUGAUUGCUAACCGUGUGCAUUCACGUGUCCCUGCCUGCACCUCUUUGUACCGUGCAUGCAGGAGUGACAGGGACGUGGUGGUGUGGAUGAAGACAACCUACCAGCGCAUCCAGUAUGUGCCACGCACAGACGUGAUUGUGCCCGCAGUGCUGCCAUACCGGGCCACGUGGCACGACACCGCUGCACAGAUCAUCGCAAGGCUACCCAAGCCCGUCAUAGGCGUUCAUUUCCGCUCCGAGUUCAUCGCCUGGAACGUGGCGCAAGGCAUGAACGCCAACUUGACCUGGAAGGAGGUGCAGCAUAAUCUGCGGCAGCAGAUGGCAGCGUGUGUGCAGGGGGCAGCAAGAAAAAUCAACCAAGUCAGGAAAAAGCUGCAAACCCAGCAGAAACAACAGCAGUGGCAGGAGCAGGUUCAGGAGCCGAAGCAGGGGAAGCAGGGACAGAAGCAGGAGCAACAGGAGCAGCAGGAGCGGGAAGAGCCAUUGAUCAACGGGUUAGGGCAAGUCGUGGAAGGGCCGACGGUGUUCAUAGCAGCAGACAUCCCGUUCAAUGCAUCGGCUGCAGUCCAGCCACGAUCUGAGUCGUGGAGGAGCAUGGAGGUGUGGCUGGGGCGGGAGAACACAGGGCGGGCGUCUAGAGGAGCGUUGAAAUGGUUGAGGCAGCACGUGGAGGGGACGGUGAUGAUCGAUGAGGUCGUGCCUGCUGUCAACGGCUAUGACCCAGUGGAUGGGGCGGGAGAACAUGGGAAGGACGUCCAGGGGAGCGCUGAGAUGGCUCCGGCAGCACGUGGGGGGCACGACACGGUCAUGAUUGACGAGGUUGUGCCUGCUGUCAACGGCUAUGACCCAGUGGAUGUGGCAGGAGAACACGGGAAGGACGUCCAGGGGAGCGCUGAGAUGGCUCCGGCAGCACGUGGGGGGCACGACACGGUCAUGAUUGACGAGGUUGUGCCUGCUGUCAACGGCUAUGACCCAGGCAUCGUGUCGAUCCUGGACAAGCUUGUGAUCGCCAAGGCGGAUAUAUUCGUGGCAGCAGAGCGGUACUGCGGGCUCACAGCACCUGAGCUACCCCACUCAGAUCCCUUUCCCCCCUGUCGUUCCCCUCUCUCUUUCCUCCCUGCCCUUCCUCUAUGUCUCUCCCCGACAGGCAUCGUGUCCAUCCUCGACAAGCUUGUAAUCGCCAGGGCCGAUAUAUUCGUGGCAGCAAAGCAGUCCUGCGGGGGGAGGAGGGGCUUUGAAUCGGACAUUCUGCAGCACAGGGAUGAGUAUGGGCAGGCAGCAGACAGUGUAGUGCGGUGGGGAUACGAGUAA
Closterium sp. Naga37s-1 is the source of this 2733-nucleotide messenger RNA. Lineage: Eukaryota; Viridiplantae; Streptophyta; Zygnematophyceae; Desmidiales; Closteriaceae. The record is from the annotation of a GenBank genome assembly.